AUGUGUUUCAUGGAGACUAGAGUUAGGAGCUGUAAUGUCUCCAAUGUGGUUGAUGCUUUUGUUGAUGAGUGGAACUUUGAGGCUAACUAUCAGUAUAUUGAAGCUCUAUCCAUUAAGGGUGAUAUUUCUGGUCACAGAGUUGUUAUUACUGCUAUUUAUAGUAGUAAUAACAGUCAGUCUAGAAGAGGACUUUGGGAUUAUCUAAGAAGUCUGGAGAGUGAGAUUGGCCAUUAUUCAUGGGUGUUGGGUGGUGACUUCAACGUUAUUGUUGAUGCCCAAGAAAGUUCUGACUAUGAUUUGGGUUCACACUCUUCAGCUGAUAUAGAAGAGUUCAAGGACUGCCUGGAGGAUCUGGAGGUGCAGGAUCAUCAUUUUGUAGGGCCUCUCUUUACCUGGUCUAACAAACAGGAUGAGACCUAUUUGGCUAGGAAGUUGGACAGGAUCCUCACUAAUUCCCAGUGGUUGCUGGAUUUUUCAGAUUCGUAUAUUGAGUUCAAGGCCCCUGGGGCUUUUGACCAUUGCCUUGGGUUAAUUUGGACUCAGAAAGAGGCUCAAUUCCAUAGACCUAAGCAUUUCAAAUUUUUCAACUGCUGGACUGCAAAUGAAAACUUCUUGAGCAGUGUGAGGGAAUCUUGGUCUAUGCAUUCUGAGGGCAAUGCAAUGCAGGUCCUGUUUAACAAAAUGAAAAGACUGAAGCCUGUUCUGAAGGAGUUAAACAGGAAUCAUUUCUAUGAUAUAUCUGCUAGGGUAAUUGCUAAGAAGGCAGAACUGGAGUUUGUUCAACUCUCUAUCCUAUCUGGUGCUAGCCAUUUUGGGGUGGAAGAGGAAAUAAGGUCCAUGCUGAAUUAG
Molecule: messenger RNA, 849 nt
Organism: Hibiscus syriacus
Lineage: Eukaryota; Viridiplantae; Streptophyta; Magnoliopsida; Malvales; Malvaceae
Exons: 2
Coding region: 1-849 (282 amino acids)
Molecular function (GO): catalytic activity
Source: RefSeq, a predicted model, not a curated record